GAAGAGGUUGCUGUUCUCUUGCUCUCUUUUGUCCAAAACGUGGAAUAGGAAUGGUUUCCGUACCUUUUUAAUAUGGAAGCUUAAUGGUAUUUUUAUAGUAAUUUUUGGAAUGUACUCUUGUUGCUGAGGAAUCUUCCGAUUUUAGAUCAGUUUAUUUUUUUUAUUAUUCAAGUAAAUAAAACAUUUUUUUUUCUGAAGUUUCAGUUGUCAUUUAAUGUAUAAAGUUGAGAUCUGUCUUUUGUACGAUCAUUUAAAAAAAAACUUUGUUCAUAAAACACUUCCCUUUUUACAUAUAGCAGAAUUGGCUGUCCCUGGCUUCCUAACCUUGUGACGAAUUAGUCAUGUCAAGUUUGCCUUUUGAAAUUAUGAAAAAAACUCUGGUCCUGCGGGAGUUUUUUUUUAAAUACUUGAAUAGUCAAAUCUCAAGUGUCAUAAUCUGAUUGGUUGUUUUGAAUCCAAAUAAGGGAUGUCUGCUGUUAGGUCAGGCUAACUGAUUUUAAAAACAGUAUGUGAGACUUGGGACCAACUGGGUGCCAUAAUAUGGUUUCGAGUUUUCGUGUCUCAGAACUUCAAGUGUUGUUAGGUUUUGCUGGUCGUAACAAAAGUGGUCGUAAACAUGAACUCCUCGUAAGAGCACUUCACCUGUUAAAAAGUGGCUGUAGUCCAGCUGUUCAGAUCAAGAUUAAGGAACUGUACAGACGACGUUUUCCUAGAACUAUUGAAAGCCUUGCUGACUUGUCAGCCAUAAAGUCUUCAGUUUUCUCUUUGGACAAUAAUCUUUCGACUGAUUCUGAGUUAACGUCAGGCAUUGCGCAUUCUUCAGCAUCCACAUCAGCCACACCUCAGACCUCAUCUCCAUUGGUUAGCUCCGUGUUGCUGCAUGAGACUAAACCGAAUAUAGAAAUGCAAGAGGCUUCUCCUUCCAUCCAUCCUGUCCAUCCAGAUGUCCAGCUGAAAAGCAUACCCUUUUAUGAUGUGCUGGAUGUGCUUAUUAAACCUACAAGUCUGGUGCCAUCAAAUAUUCAACGAUUCCAGGAAAAGUACUUUAUCUUCGCAUUGACUCCUCAACAAGUAAAAGAAAUAUGUAUUUCUAGGGACUUUUUGCCAGGUGGAAGAAGAGACUAUAUUGUACAGGUGCAGUUGAGGUUUUGUCUCGCAGAGACGAGCUGUCCACAAGAAGACAAUUACCCUAAUAAUUUGUGUAUAAAAGUAAAUGGAAAACUUUAUCCAUUACCGGGGUUUACGCCGCCACUUAAAAAUGGUGUUGAGCAGAAGCGGCCUGGUCGACCUUUAAACAUCACAUCGCAAGUUAGGCUCUCGUCAGCUGUACCCAAUCAAAUAUCUGUUUCUUGGGCACCAGAAAUGGGAAGAAAUUAUUCGGUGUCUGUGUUCUUGGUGAAGCAACUGACAUCGGCAGUAUUACUGCAGAGGCUGCGGAACAAAGGCAUCAGGAAUUCUGACCAUUCCAGAGCACUUAUUAAAGAGAAACUGACUGCAGAUCCUGAUAGUGAGAUUGCGACCACAAGCCUAAGAGUUUCGUUGAUGUGCCCAUUGGGGAAGAUGCGGCUGAUAGUCCCUUGCCGCGCGGUCACCUGUACACAUCUACAAUGCUUCGAUGCUGCCCUCUACCUUCAGAUGAAUGAAAAGAAGCCCACGUGGAUUUGUCCAGUGUGUGAUAAAAAGGCAUCCUAUGAUAGUUUAAUAAUAGAUGGCCUAUUUAUGGAAAUCCUGAACUCUUGCACAGAUGUAGAUGAGAUUAAAUUCCAAGAAGAUGGUUCCUGGUGUCCAAUGAGGCCUAAGAAGGAAUCUUUAAAAUUAUCCAAUUCACAGUGUACAAAAGUUGAACUUACAUCAGCUUCAAAUGUCACCAACAAGACUUCUUCUGCAGUGCCAGCCAGUGAAGCAAGUAGCAACAAGAGGGUUGAAGUUAUAGAUCUUACUGUUGAUAGCUCCUCUUCUGAUGAGGAGGCAGAUCCUCCGCUAAAGAAACGGUGUUUAUAUCCAACGAAUACAGAUGACACUGCCAACAAAGGGGUUCUUGCUUAUCAGCCACCUUCAGUUCGAUUGCCAAAUGUCACAACAGUUGAUACAAGUUUUCUGCCUCAGUUAGCAGACUAUCCAGCCGCAUUCCAUCACUCAACAAUGGGAGCUCUUCCGCCUGAAAUUCAAAAUCUGGACUUUUUCUCAUUGUUUCAGAGCGACCCUCAGUACUGUCAAUCUAUAUUUCUGGACAAUCUCUCCUCUGCUGUUGGAUCACCGACUAUGACACCCACCACUGUAGGCGGAAGCAUCAUCUCAUCAACCCAGCACCAUGAGGGAAGCAGCACCAGCCGAGCAGAAACUGGGGUCAUAGCAGGAGGUGGAGGAGGAGGCAGCAGCAUCCCAGACAUCAUCUCUUUGGAUUGAUGAAUUUUUAUAGACUUGAUUUUGUAUUCAAGAGCUAGACUGGGGGAGGUGUUGGUUGCAGGGAAAAAAGAGUGGAACAGCAAUCAUACUGCAGCUAAGGAACUAGAUUUCAACAUUUUGUGCAUUCUCCAUGGUGCUGCCACUUUGUUUUUGAAAUAUUGAGAACUUUGUUGGCUGGCAGCAUUCACAGAGUGCUAGUGCAGCACUUCCUUGGAUGGGUAUGGAAGCAAAAUGGAUAACAGGAACUGAGUUUGGAUCUGAAAUCCUGAGUGGGCUUGGAGUUUGGUGGGCACAGAAGAAAAAAAUUGUAAUGUGUUUUGUUGCGAUUAAUGUAGUGUAGUUCCAUUUAUGGCCACCAAUGAAAUUCACAACAAAUUUUUAUUCUUCUGACUGUUGACUCUGGAUAUCCAUGCCUCUCCUCAAAUAUAUGCAUUGUCUCUGUAACAGUUCAAAUAAUUGGUGCUUUAUUGUGAAGAAUACUAUACCCUCAGCCACUGUUGAAGAACACCAAUUACUGAGGUGUUAAGUACUGUAUUUCUGACUCAAAUGCAAUAACUGAGCCAGAGGGUAAGAUCUUUAGGAUAAGAUAUUGUAGUAGCCAGUUCUGAGAUUUAAUUCUUUAUUGAUGAUUAAAUUACAUGUAAGCUUGUACAGUGUUUCUAGGAUGGCAAAAAAUACAUUUUUCUUUUUACGGUUUCCAUUCCUUUUGUAAUUUAAAUGCAGGUUUCUGGGCUUUUUUAAAUAAAGUAAUUAGGACUACAGAUGGGAGAGCAGGGAGAAAGAAUGAGUCAUGCAGACAAUCUAACCUGUGGCAAACACAUUGCAUGGUGAUGAUGCAGAUUAGGAAUGCUCUGCCUUCAGUAUCUGAUAGUCUAGUGUGGAUAAAUGCACCAUGUACUAUAGUAAGCAGUAUAGGCCAGAAGGUCCAAAGUACGAUUUCUAAUCUGUCCUGAGCUCAUCAAUCACAGCCAGAGAAUUGAUUGUGGUAUUAUGAUUGGUCUCAGUCUCUCUAAACUAGGUGAGAUUCUCAUUAUAUCCAUCAAAUUAAUCCUCCAAAAUAUGCCCAUGUGAACAAGCCUUGGAUAGUAUCAAAGUGGACUGUGUUGUGCUUUACAUUUGAAUUGGUCAGUUUACUGUGGUACAAGAUGGUGCCUGUGAAACUGGACCCGAGUAAUAGUGCCUUCAGGAGAGAAUGAGUGAGGAGGGUUAGCCAAAAAAAAAAUUGGUUGAAUUUUUAAAAUUUACUUUUACAAUUAUGCAAUUUAAAAUAACUGCUGAUCUUGGCUACAUUGACUGGGUGAAACCUAUUCUUCAACUAGCAAAAGCAAGUCAUCUUAAACAAAGUAGGGCAAUGCAUUUAUAUAAAGAUGUUUUCCAAACUGGAUUUUCUAAAGGAAGCUUUCAGACCUCUUUUUAAAAGAAAGUUAACAUUUGAAGCAGUUGAUGUUAUCUCUUUUUCUGCUAUAGGGUUUUCAAUAAAAUUCUUGUGCCAUUUUUGUCUUCUAUGCUAAAGAAGCUUGUAACAUUAUAUUACGCUCUGCACUUGUGAAUUCGGGAUCUAAAAAGUAAAAUUAUGUAUUCUCUGAAGCCUAA
Molecule: messenger RNA, 3999 nt
Organism: Carcharodon carcharias (great white shark)
Lineage: Eukaryota; Metazoa; Chordata; Chondrichthyes; Lamniformes; Lamnidae
Gene: pias2
Product: protein inhibitor of activated STAT, 2
Exons: 14
Coding region: 541-2406 (621 amino acids)
Biological process (GO): regulation of transcription by RNA polymerase II; protein sumoylation
Molecular function (GO): zinc ion binding; SUMO ligase activity; transcription coregulator activity
Source: RefSeq, a predicted model, not a curated record